Molecule: messenger RNA, 1020 nt
Organism: Scheffersomyces stipitis CBS 6054
Lineage: Eukaryota; Fungi; Ascomycota; Pichiomycetes; Serinales; Debaryomycetaceae
Exons: 2
Coding region: 1-1020 (339 amino acids)
Biological process (GO): protein secretion; Golgi organization
Cellular component (GO): Golgi apparatus
Source: RefSeq, a predicted model, not a curated record
AUGUGCAUUUUGUUAUCUACCACCGAACAUCCAGACUAUCCGUUCAUCCUUUUGUCCAACAGAGAUGAGUACUUCACGAGACCUACUCAAGCUGCCCAUUUUAGAUCGUUUGAUGGUACCAUGAAGAUUUUAUCUCCUCUUGAUAUGGCUAGACCUGAACAUGGCACUUGGAUAGGAGUAACCACAUCGGGAAAGGUUGCUGUUCUAGUCAAUUAUCGUGAGAUAGAUCACGCUCACCUGCUAAGUGAGGUAUCCAGAGGCAUAUUACCAUUAGAUUAUCUUUGCACGAAUAAACUGGCCGAUAAAUGGCAUAGAACCCUCGAAUCGUCGUUGAGCCACGUUACCAGGGGCAAAGUAGAGUUGAGUCAGAUCGGCGGGUUUUCACUUGUGUAUGGACAAUUGUCCAUUGAUCCCAAGACAGGCAAGCUUAACCACUUGAAUAUACUAAGCAACAGAGGAGACCAUGGCAAGAUUCAUGCAUCUGCGAAAGAUAAUUCCAACGAAGAAAGAGAAGAAAAAGAAGAAGCAGAUGAAGAAGAAGAAGAUGAUGAUGAAGAGGACGACUUGCACGGUGAUAUAAGUAACAAGACCACAUUUGGCUUAUCCAAUUCAUUGUACUACGAACCUUGGAAGAAGGUCAAGCUUGGUGAGGAGCUCUUACAUGAGUUGGUAGAGAAGUCUAAAGAAAUGAAGCUUUCGCAGGAAGCUCUAGUUUCUGAAUGUUUCAAGUUGCUUAGUCAUAAUACUUACGACAAGGAAGUAGCCAAGCAGAAGGAUUUUUCCAAAAAGAUUACAGAACUUAGAAACUCGAUAUACAUCCCCCCAUUAGAAACCUACAUUAGCCCCAGUGCCAGAUUGCUUACUGCUGGAAAAUACUACGGUACAAGAACCCAAACCAUCUUGUUGCUUGACAGGUUUGGGUACCUUAACUACUAUGAGAAAAACAUCCAUAACAGCGAUGACGUCGACGACGACAACAUUGUCUUCAACCACUACAGGUUUAAUAUCGAUCAACAAUAG